Molecule: messenger RNA, 1597 nt
Organism: Anguilla anguilla (European eel)
Lineage: Eukaryota; Metazoa; Chordata; Actinopteri; Anguilliformes; Anguillidae
Gene: galk1
Product: galactokinase 1
Exons: 8
Coding region: 268-1452 (394 amino acids)
Biological process (GO): galactose metabolic process; carbohydrate phosphorylation
Cellular component (GO): cytosol; cytoplasm
Molecular function (GO): galactokinase activity; ATP binding
Source: RefSeq, a predicted model, not a curated record
UGUUCAUUAGCUAACUUACGUAGACUCAAGGAAAUGACUCAAAUGCAAUUCUACUGUUUGAUUCUGUCCGGAAAUAUUAGACGCUUGUGUAUUUAAAAUGUACAUAGAUAACGUAUGGGUUUAUUAAAAUAUCAAAAUAGUUGAAAAGCUAUAUCGGUAAAACGAGCAGUGUACAUUUCUGCAUUUACCGCUGUCUACCAGCUUACUCAGACGACUGUUUUUUCCAUCUGACCGUAGUCAGAGCGAGCCGCCAAUCAUUUUUCCAACAUGGCCAGCAGCAGCCCCGUACCUAGUGUUGAAAAUAUGGUUGCAGAAGCUCGACGAGCGUUCCAGGCAAACUUCGGGGGACAGGAUCCGGAGGUUGCCGUGUGUGCACCUGGGCGAGUGAAUUUAAUUGGAGAGCACACCGAUUAUAAUCAAGGAUUUGUACUGCCAAUGGCAUUGCCUCUUGUGACAGUUAUGGUGGGCAGUCGAACUCCUGACCAAAAUGUUUCCAUUGUAACUACAACUGAGACUGCGGAGGAGCCUAGGAGGGUGGACUUCGUUCUGCCGAAAGACAACCAGCCUUUGUCUCCUGGGCAACCAAGCUGGGCUAAUUACAUAAAAGGAGUUUUACAACACUACAGGGCACAGCCUCUGCCUGGAUUCAGAGCUGUAGUGGUGAGUAGUGUGCCACUGGGGGGUGGGUUGUCCAGUUCUGCCUCUUUGGAAGUGGCAGUUUAUACAUUCCUUCAGCAACUAUGCCCAGAUGAUGGGGACAAGGUGGCGAAGGCUCUGGCAUGCCAACAGGCCGAGCACACCCAUGCUGGAGUGCCUUGUGGCAUCAUGGAUCAGUUUGUGUCUGUCCUGGGCUCAGAGGGCCAUGCUUUGCUCAUCGAUUGCAGAUCUUUAGAGGCCACGUUAGUUCCUCUGGCAGACCCGAGCCUGGUCAUCCUGAUUACCAACUCCAAUGUACGGCACUCUCUGACAGGCAGCGAGUAUCCAAGUAGGCGGAGGCAGUGUGAAGAGGCAGCGGCCAUUUUGGGCAGGAGCAGCCUGAGGGAGGUCUCUUUGCAGGACUUGGAGGAUGCCAAGGGGCGCUUAGACAGCGUGACUUUCCGGCGAGCACGUCAUGUGAUUGAAGAGAUUAAGCGCACCACAGAAGCUGCAGAAGCACUGAAACGAGGGGCUUACCAAGAGUUUGGAAAACUCAUGGUGGAGAGUCACAACUCACUCAGGGACCAUUAUGAAGUGAGCUGCAGGGAGCUGGACCAGCUUGUUUCUGCAGCCAUGGCUGUGAAGGGGGUUUAUGGCAGCCGCAUGACCGGGGGAGGGUUUGGUGGGUGUACUGUUACCCUGUUGGAGGCGGACGCUGUAGACAGGACAAUGCAGCACAUCAAGGAGCAAUACCAUGGUUCCCCCACCUUCUACAUCACUAAACCUUCAGAUGGAGCACGAGUCUUAAACAUAUGAGAUACCUAUGCAGAUUCAUAUUUCAUAUGCUACAACCGAUGCAUUUACAUGGUAUGGUCCCUGCUUACAUGAAAAUGACAAUACAAUAAUGACAAUAAAUCAAGUGUAUACAAUUAUUUAUUAAUUAAAAAAUGAAUCAAAAGGG